AUGUAUGUAUUUAUUAGCAACAAUACACAUGGUACAAAUUCUUCUCUAUUUAGAGAUGAUAGUCUUAAUGGUGGUGUAACUAAUCCUGAUGGUGUUGAACUGAAAUUUAUCAUAUUUAUACAACAUCGUUUAAGAACAUCAAAAAAUUGUGGAAUAAACAAUGAAGAAAAAGGUAAUAUUAGGCUAUCAAUAUCAUCGCGUCAUCAACAUUGGACACGGUAA
Molecule: messenger RNA, 222 nt
Organism: Rotaria sordida
Lineage: Eukaryota; Metazoa; Rotifera; Eurotatoria; Philodinida; Philodinidae
Source: the annotation of a GenBank genome assembly